Molecule: messenger RNA, 1465 nt
Organism: Beta vulgaris subsp. vulgaris (sugar beet)
Lineage: Eukaryota; Viridiplantae; Streptophyta; Magnoliopsida; Caryophyllales; Amaranthaceae
Product: clathrin light chain 2
Exons: 3
Coding region: 208-1206 (332 amino acids)
Biological process (GO): intracellular protein transport; clathrin-dependent endocytosis; clathrin coat assembly
Cellular component (GO): clathrin coat of trans-Golgi network vesicle; plasma membrane; clathrin coat of coated pit
Molecular function (GO): structural molecule activity; clathrin heavy chain binding
Source: RefSeq, a predicted model, not a curated record
CCUUUCUUAAACAAGAACAAAAGAAAAAAGUCCAUCCACUGUCAAUACUCAAUACAGUCGUAUAAAAGUCGUAAACUUUCGAACUACCACUAGAACAAUAAAAUUCUCAGAUCAUCAAGAUCCGCCAUUUUCACUCUUUCAAGCUCUCAACCUUACUUCCUCCAGGAGAGAGAAAAUCAAGAGAGAGAAAAAUCAGUUGAAUCGAAGAUGUCUUCAUUCGACACCUUCAGCAAUGACGGCGAUGAGCUCAGAACCUCCGAUCGUCCUUUCGACGAUGGAUACGUCGGCUACGAUCCUAACCUUCCUUCGCAACGCUUCGAUCCGUCUUCCUUUAACGAUUUUUCCGGCGCCGAUGAAGUUACCGUUGAAAAUGAAGUGGAAGAUGAUUCACCGAUGCCGUUCGGCGCAAACCCUAGCUACAAUGAAUCGCCGUUUAGUGAUCCGAUCGCUGUUUCUAACGGUAAUGGAAAACCUUACGAUUUAGGAGUUGAUGAAGAUGGAGUUUUCUCUUCUGAUGGUCCUAUGCUUCCUCCUCCUGAUCAGAUGCAUGAGGAAGGUUUCGCUCUUCGCGAGUGGCGUCAUCAAAAUUCCCUUAGGCUGGAGGAAAAGGAAAAGAAGGAAAAGGAAAUGAGAAUGCAAAUUAUUGAAGAAGCUGAGGAGUACAAGCGUGCAUUUUUUGAGAAGAGAAAACUUAACACGGAAACCAACAAAAACAAUAAUAGGGACAAAGAGAAGAUAUACUUGACUAAUCAAGAGAAGUUCCAUAAAGAAGCAGAUAAACAGUACUGGAAAGCAAUAGCAGAACUCAUCCCUCAUGAGGUUCCUACCAUCGAAAAGAGGAGAGGAAAGAAAGAAGAUGACAAGAAGCCAUCAAUAACUGUUAUCCAAGGUCCUAAGCCUGGGAAGCCCACCGAUAUGUCAAGGAUGCGACACAUACUAGUGAAGCUGAAGCACACACCCCCACCCCACAUGAUUCCACCAAAGCCCGAGCCUGCUAAGGAUGGCAAAGAUGGAAAGGGAGGGAAAGAUGCCAAAACCGGUAAAGAUGCCAAAACUGAUAAAGAUGCCAAAACUGAUAAAGAUGCAGCAAAAACCGCUUCUGGUCCUGUUAAAGAUGCUACUCCCAAUGGUCCUCAAAAGUCCGAGGAUGAAGCUUCAACAGCUGAGCAGCCAGCCCCAGAAGCUGAGCCUGUAGCAAUUGCUUGAUAUACUUGAAUGUGUUUGUCCAGAUCUUUUUGUUUGUUUUGUUCUAUAAGGAAUCCUAAUUUCAUACUGUUCUGAUUUCUCGGUGUCAUGUAUGAUCGAGAAAGUCCGUUCCAAGCUCAGCAUUGUCCACGAGACUUAUGUCUUUCUUCUCAGGCAUAGAAUACAUUCUUUAGUUUUCUCUUUUGGGGAGUUGUAUCCAGGUUUUGGAUUUGUAUUUGCUAAGUUUGUGUCAACAGAAAGUGAAGCAUAUUGCUCCUUG